Messenger RNA from Protopolystoma xenopodis, 558 nucleotides. The record is from the annotation of a GenBank genome assembly. NCBI's taxonomy places the organism in Eukaryota, Metazoa, Platyhelminthes, Monogenea, Polystomatidea, Polystomatidae.
UAUCAAGCCAUUUCGCUUUUUGAGCUGGCUAUGCCGCCCAAUGAGAUCAGCAUCAGUCACCAUUAUCUAGAAACUUUGAACAUACCUACUAUGCAUUUCCGUAGACCUCUUUGGCAUGCAAAUAAUAUAAAAAAUAAUAGACUAAUCGAGACUGAUUCCAAGGAGGAGAGGGAUGUUUGCAACUCUUCUUCGUCGAAUACUCUACCCGCUGAUGUUCUUUUAAAUUCCGCUGCUUCCACAGUCUCGUCCGCCUUCGAUGACGAAAUGAACGUUGGCUCUAAUUUCAUGAUAUGCGACAAUACCGUUUUUGUCAAUUCAUUCACUGAUUGGACUCCUUCUGAAGAUUGUGGCGCUGCCGUCAUGGUGAUUGUGCCAAACUACUUAGCAAAGGAAGCUUAUGAUACCUUAGAGAAGUACUACAACAUUUAUAACGCCGUGAGGCAUCAUCUCUUAACCCUACAACACAAGACUACUUCAGAACAGUUCCUUACCCAUUUGGAAGCGUUUAACACAAAUUUACGAAUGCUUGUGUUCUUCCAAACUGAACUGAAUAUUUGA